AUGGACCGGAACAAGAGAAAAACAAAAGAUUUAGUGGAGCAAAAUCCAAUGGUAGAGGGGACUGAACCCCAGAAAUCUGAGGAGUCCGGGAAAAUAGAAACAUACCGGAUAACACUUCCUUCUUCCCUGAAGACGUUUACAGAUAUCCCAGAUAAGAAAAAGUCAGGUUUACAACACUGUUAUUCCCAGGGGAAGUCUUUUGGUUUGGGCCCUUUUGUUUUUCCUAGUUUACAGCGUUUCAACAACAUUAAGGCCUUCCUGUUUCUGAGCUGUUUAACGACCCUGCCUCAUGCUAUGAUGUUUGCUCUUGUUGAUCUGAAUUUAAAAGUGUAUGAAUCUCAAUUUUCUACAUCACCAUCAGAGACAUUCCUAAUGGACUUUAGUGAUUACUUUGCCGCUUUCUUGUUCUCAAUCGUUAUAGCAUACUUUGGAGGAAGAGGAAACAGGGCAAAGUGGGUGGCAGGUGCCAGCUUUAUGACAGGGCUUUCCGCAGUUGUUUUUGCUGUACCUUACUUUACUUUUGAAAUUAUAAAACUGAGUGUAGUAAAAGAGGAAUUGUGCGAGGAAGGAAAAAAAUCUAAAACUUGUGGGGGAUCCUUAAUACCGCACAAAUCAACAUGUAUCUAUCUCUUCACCUUCGGGCAGCUUCUCCAUGGAAUAGCAGGGGUGCCAAUUUAUAUGCUUUCCAUAAGCUUCAUUUUUGACCACGUUUCCACAAACUCAGCUGGAUUAUAUUUAGCUAUUGCAGAUGCUGCACUAACGGUGGGAUACAGUCUGGGUUUUGCAGGAGGAAUACGAAAUUUAAAGUUUCCUGUGAACGAAGUUAUGAAAGCAGUUGGACAUGUUCAGAAGUUUCGAAUAUUGCAGCGUGGUUGGUUGAGAUCUUUUAGUUUUGUUGCUGUAUUUGCAUUUUGUACAAGUUUACCCAUGUUAUGUUUUCCAUCUACUUUACCUGGUGCACACAAGAUAAGACUUGAGAAAAGUCAGGAACCUGCAAGCAUUGACAGGAGAAUUAAAAAUAAGACAAUCAAGCCUAAUUUGAAGAGUGUUCUUCUUGCUAUUUGGUAUCUACUGAGGAACCCAAUGGUGCUGACACAGUCAUUCUGCAAAGUUAUAGAGGCUAUGGCUUUUAAGGCAUCUUUACAUUUUUUGCCCCAAUAUUUACAAACCCGGUUUUUAAUAACACCGGCACGAGCCUCUUCACUCUCAGGUGCUGUUCUAAUUUCAGGCAGUUCAGUUGGCCGUUUUUGUGGAGGCUAUAUUGUUGACAGAUUGCAAAUGAAUAGUAAGAACAAGUUGAAAUUUAUAGCGAUAUCAUCUUCUGUGUCACUUUUGCUUUUCCUAUUAAUAUUUUUUGUGGAGUGUGAAACAGCAAAGUUUGCUGGAAUCAAUGAUGAUUAUGAUAGACUUGGUAUACUUGGAAACCUUACAGCUCCAUGCAAUGAGCACUGUGGUUGUACGACUGAUGAAUACCGUCCUGUAUGUGGAAGAGAUGAGACCCAAUAUUUCUCAUCAUGCUUUGCAGGGUGCAGAGCUUUUAAAAGCCUAAGGAAGGAAAAGACAUACUACAAUUGUUCUUGCAUUAAAGAAGGAUUGACAACUGCUGAUAUUGAUGGUCAAUAUAUUGAUGCUGUUUCUGGAACAUGUGAUACCAAAUGCCUUACAUUACCUUUGUUUUUUGCAUUUUACUUUACUGCAACCAUUUAUUCUAAUCUCUGUAGUAUACCAGCCUUCUUGAUUAUCAUGCAAAGUGUACCAACCAGUUGGACUUCAAUGAGCAUGGGUGUGGCAUUUACAAUUUGGAGAUUCGUUGGAGCUAUCAUUGGACCAUUAGGUUUAGAAGCAACAUCAGAUUUUACUUGCAAUUUCUGGAACAUUAAUGAAUGUGGAGAGAAAGUACGAUGUUGGAUCUACAAUGAGGGAAAUUUGGUCUACACAUUUAAGACAAUAUGGAUCAUGCUGCAAGUAUUGGCAUGCUUGCUUUGUCUUUAUGCAGUUUACAGACAUGAUUACGUGGUAAAAAAAAAGACUAAGAACCUGGCUAUAUCUGUAAAGAGUAAAAAACGAGAAACAGCAGACUGGAGAAUCUGUCAGGUUCUGUGUUCUAAGGACAGCAGUAUAUCCUUUGAAGAUUUCAUAAGAUGUGGCUGUGCAACAAUUUCAGAAGAGAAAAAUACCAUUAAAGAUGAUUUUGAACUCCUUACCCUCUGGCACUUUCUGUCCUGGGGUUUAUUGGCUUGGGCCACCCUCCCAGUCGUUGUGGUACGCAGGUCUGGUCUAAGCAUCAUGCACACUGUGCAAGCAUGCUUGGACCUGAAAUACAUUUCUAUCCCUCAUCCUUUGCUGUAUGCCUCCCGAAAAGGAGAACUUCUUGAGUAG
This is a messenger RNA of Apodemus sylvaticus (European woodmouse), 2379 nucleotides long. RefSeq names its product solute carrier organic anion transporter family member 6C1-like. The transcript has 16 exons. Gene Ontology annotation, cellular component: membrane. Gene Ontology annotation, biological process: transmembrane transport; sodium-independent organic anion transport. Bases 1 to 2379 code for a protein of 792 amino acids. Lineage: Eukaryota; Metazoa; Chordata; Mammalia; Rodentia; Muridae. Gene Ontology annotation, molecular function: protein binding. The record is from RefSeq and is a predicted model, not a curated record.